Gadus morhua (Atlantic cod) is the source of this 2744-nucleotide messenger RNA. It is a transcript of the gene krtcap3, whose product is annotated as keratinocyte associated protein 3. The transcript has 6 exons. NCBI's taxonomy places the organism in Eukaryota, Metazoa, Chordata, Actinopteri, Gadiformes, Gadidae. The coding region runs from base 177 to 863 and encodes 228 amino acids. The record is from RefSeq and is a predicted model, not a curated record.
UGGCCGUGAAAGUCCUGCCCACCUGCACAGGUGAGCUCUGACGUCACAACGGACCAGGAAGGGACGGGAGGAGGAACCUUCUGCUCAGACUUUCGCCUCACGCUAUUUGUAUGUUCCGGAGAGCUGACCUACUUUUGUGAAGCGAAUCACUGGAAAGCAAUCCUCGUUCGUCAAAAAUGUGUACUUUUGAUAAGGACAAGGGGGCGAGGAGGCUGAUGAAGAAGGGGUUGACCCUCAUCCUGGUCGGCCACAUCAACUUCAUCCUGGGGGCCAUCGUCCAUGGCAACGUACUGCGGCACAUCUCCCAGCCGAGCGAGCACAUCACCACGGAGUACACCAUGGCCAACAUCAUCUCCGUCACCUCCGGGCUGCUGAGCAUUUUAACCGGUGUGAUCGCCAUCCUGGUGUCAAGAAACCUCCCAAUGUUGAAACUGCAAGUGGGGCUCCUGGUUUGCUCGUUCUUCAACGCUCUGAUGUCAGCCGCCUGCAGCGUGGGCCUCCUGGUGGCCGUCGGCCUCACCAUCGCCCACAACGGCCAGCUGCUGAUGAGGGGGUGCAACGAAACGGAGGUCCCCGCCAACGCCCGCUCGGCCGUCGGCUCGCAGUGCCCCUUCGACAACACCAAGAUCUACGACACCGCCCUGGCUCUGUGGAUCAGCUCGGUGCUGCUGGCCAUGGUGGAGGUGGGGCUGUCGGUCUGGUGCUUCAGCGUGGGGCUGACUCUCAGAGGGCUGGCUCCCUGUGGCAACCAUUACAUCAAGGAACAGUUGGAGGAGGGCGCUCUGUCCAAUAGGAACAGAGCAGGGGCGGGAUUUCCCACCCAGGGCCAGAUCCUGAUUGAACGGCAGAACACUGACGUCUGAUUGGACCAGCACCGUGUCAAACACAGCCAGUACUAGAGUUCUGUUUUCAAAAUGCCAAUAUUAUUGGUGCUAUUUUUCUAUUCUAAAGAGGUUUUCUGGGAAAGAUUAAUUUAGAUUCUGGUUUGGUAAUCAGAUUAGGCAGCUGAUAUAGGAGGACAUGUCAUCAAGGAAAGUAAAUUAUCUAAAAUAUCACUUGAAGGGAAUACAUUUCAGUGUAAAAUAUAUUUUAUGCAGGUAUUACUAAUAUGAAGUUCAAGUGAUGGUAUUUUAGUUUGAGGUUUGCUUGUUUUUUAUAAGACAGAAGUAAUUGCCAAAGAUUUGUUUUUGUAUUUAAAUGAUUUGAUUAUGCUUAUCUUACAUUUUAGUUAAAUGCUUUUUCUAAGCCUUUCUGCUCAGCAUAUCAUGGCCUGGAAGUCUUGUGGCUUUUGUAAGAAAGACACAAAUCAACAAAUAUAGGCUAUUCAUAUUUAUUAAAUUAAAAGCAAGGCACUUAAAAACAAAAGAUGCAAGCUGUCGAAUCAUGGCUUGCACAUCCGCUGUUAAUCCAACUGAUUGUUUAAGAAAGAUUUCAUUAUUAUAUAAAAAAUUUAUAUUAAACAUUUGCGUAGUAGCAACAGCAAAAUUCUAAGUAAUAACAUAAAUGAAGUCUUAUUUUACGCUUUUAGAAGGAUAACCUGAGGGAUAAUUUUUAAUUCUGCUUAUUCGAGGAUCACUGGAAAAGAGAAAAUAGAAAAGCCUGCUUUGCAUAUUAAUUGGCCAGCACAUGUGUGCAUAGUUUGCAUGCAUUUAUGCAUGUGCAUGUGUGAGAGAAAAGACUCCUCCAAGGAUGCAUGCGGGUGUGUCUAUACAUUCAUGCCUGUUUCAUUUGUAGCACGUUUACACGCCCUUACAUAUUCUUUUUAUUUGCAUGCUUGCCCAGUGACACCAACCAGUUCAGUGAAAGAGCAUUUCAGUAGCAGAACCAUAACGUUCCUCUGCAUUUCAGACCGAUGAACACGUUGAGACGAGGGCAUCCUGUAACUAACCCCCCCCCCCCCCCACCCCCACGCUGGGCCAUGCGCUGUGCGAGGCCGUGAGUGGUCAGAGCCUCCUGCCACCCAGCAGCCAAUCACAGAGCAGGCUGCUGAGCCAGGCCCGUAUGGAGGCGGUGGGAUCAGCUAUGAAACGGUUAAUCUAGAGGCCGUGCUUUAUCGAGCGUAAAAGGGUCUCUGCACGCGAUGGUAAUCUGCUGUGUGUGUGUGUGGGGGGGGGGGUAUAAAUAUUGACAUGGAUUGGUGACUCCAGCAGUCACAACAAAUUGCCAUCCCUGAUGUUGGCGGUUUAGGACAGAGGGCGAUGCGUUGGGCCUUGCGUGUUUCUACGGAGAAGGAUGGGGCAUGAUGAGGAAGGCAUUGCAUUAGAUUAAUAGAUUAUAUAUAUUAUUUUUUUCAUAAUCUGAGACAAAACACACCAAACUUUUAUCGGUUUAUCUUUGGGUUAGGUUAUGUUUUGUAUUUUUAUGCACUAUUACUAUACUGUGCAUUACUUUUUAUAUUUUAUGUUCAAUUGAAUUAUCUGUCAUCAACUGACCAAAGACCAUGUGUCCAUCUGUGUUGAAUAUGUAUUAUCAAAUGUAUUUUGACAGUAGCCUCUGUAAUGUGUCUUUGCUAAUUAGAUUUGUUUUAACUGUUCAGUCUUUCCAUGUUUCAUGAGGACCGAAUGGCCUCUUUGUGUCGAGGAACAGUGUUUGGAUGAGUUCUGAUUAAACCAAGACUCUAUGCAUUCUGUUCUUUUAUGUUGUAUAAAAGUAAUGUUUUGGAUUUACAUUUUUGACUGAAAUAUCACCUAUUACAUUUCUUAUUUUUUUUUUAUCCUUAAUAAAAAAGUCAAAUGUGAUCGCGA